AUGCCUCACGCCACAGAUACCGAGUACCACCACAUCGGGCUGAAGCAGCUCGGCCCGACAUUCGCAGCUGAGGUCACUGGGGUGGAUUUCUCCAAGCCUGUUGAGAAGGACGUAUUUGAUGAAAUCCGUCGAGCCAUUGUCGACUAUGGAGUGCUCGUUUUCCGCAACGCCGGUCUCGACGAUGCACGACAUGUUGCCUUCUCUGCCCUCUUUGGCGAACUAGACGACAUCAAGCCAUAUUUGACUUUAGGUCGCAAGAAUCGCUUCCCCUUUGAUGAGCUGUUCGACGUCUCGAACCAAGAGGACGACGGGCAACUUGUCAAAAUUGGAAGUAAACGUCAUCACAUGGGUCUGGGCAAUUCGAUCUUUCACGUCGACUCGAGUUUCAACCCCCGACGAGCCGGCUAUAGUCUCCUUCGCGCCCACCAGCUUCCCCCCAAGGGCCACGGCGGCAACACCGACUUCGCCGACACGCGAACCGCCUUUGACGAGCUUCCCGAAGACCUGCGCCGCGACCUGCUCGAGAACGAGUAUAUUGGGGCGCACAGCCUGAUGCAUUCGCGGAAGAAAGCCGCGCCCAAAGACAGCCCGUGGCUGAAGGACGUGAACCCGGAAGAAUUCCCCUUUGGGCGGCACGACGUGGUCCAGACACACCGCCCCAGCGGACGGCGCAACCUCUACAUCGCCAACCACAUGCAUCACCUCGAGUACAAGACGCCGCGCUCAGCCGACUUUGUGCCCACGCCAACGCAGCCGUUUGAACGGGUCCCCGAGCCGCAGGGUACGGAGCUCAUCGAGAGACUGCUCGCGCACGCCGCACAGCCCAAGUACGUCGUCAGCGUCGAGUGGGAGAACGAGGGCGACCUGGUCGUGUGGGACAAUACCUGCGUCAUGCACAAGGCCGGCGAGGGCACGUUUAUGGAGAAGUUCGCCCGCGACAUGAGGAGGUGUACCGUGCACGACGGCAGCGUGGAUGCGUGGGGACACAACGAGCGGACGACCAAGAGGAUGGGGUUGCCGUGA
Messenger RNA from Fonsecaea nubica, 1023 nucleotides. RefSeq lists its product as hypothetical. The transcript is spliced from 3 exons. The record is from RefSeq and is a predicted model, not a curated record. The coding region runs from base 1 to 1023 and encodes 340 amino acids. Gene Ontology annotation, molecular function: oxidoreductase activity. NCBI's taxonomy places the organism in Eukaryota, Fungi, Ascomycota, Eurotiomycetes, Chaetothyriales, Herpotrichiellaceae.